AUGUACCACAGGCACCCAAAGAGGAGGUUCCACUUGAGAAAAGCGGCAGAUCCCGGAAUCCCAACUCCUGGGGCCAGACCUGUGCUGCCCCUCAAAGCGUCACACCUGACAGGGGACCCGUCCAAAAUGCCUCUUCCACCACCGAGGAAAAAGAAACCGGCAAAGUCCUUCUUCGACAAUUUCAGAAGAGGAAGUCCCUCACGUGAAGGCAGCCCUCCCCUCCCAAAGAAAGAAUACUCUUGGACGGAUCGUCUUGGAAGCAUCAAGAAGUUCAUGAGCAAUCGUCCCUUGCCACCUCUUCCAAAUGACGAAAUGCAAACAAAUGGACAGCACAGCGCGGAAGUUAAACAUGACCUGUCUUUCAUUCACAAAAGGGUUGAAGAAAUUCCUCCCCAGCUCCCAGAGCGCUCCCCGAGGCCUCAAGAACUAGGUAUGGAGAGGAGAGACCAAACAAAUGGACAGAUUCGAAACGGUUUCUCUGACACAUCAGCCCCUUUUAAUCAAACUAGUGGAAUUCCAGAUGGGAACCCGUGGAUGAACAAUGGAGUGAACAACCGAAAUAUGCAUCAACAACAAUUUGGAACUUUGAACAGAAACCAUCCACAUCCUUUCAUGGCACCAGGAGGUCCACCUGCGCAAUCUCAUCACCCAUCUAGCAUGAUGCAUCCUAGUUCAAGUGCCACAGAUCUCCAUGCCAUGGACGGCAUGACGGCGAUGCCAGGCAUGCCACCUUUUCCUCACUACCCGAUGCCACCACAUUAUCCCUAUCCCAUGUAUCCUCAGCAGUAUCCGGGAUAUCCGGGGUACUUCGCCGGCUCCUUUGCCAACCUGAAUCAAGUGCCGAUGGAUGGAGACUUCAGUGACCAAUCAGACGCAAGCAUGAGACACCACCCAUCAAGAAAACAUCAAUUCAGAAAGAGAGCUAAAAGAAGUCAAAGCGUAAUGAUGGACAGGAUGGCCUAUCCAGGUCAAUUCUUCCCUUAUGGACCCUUUCCUCCUGGCUUCGGCCCAUGGGCAGGAGGCACCAUGCCCAUGGAAGCCCCACCUUCUCCUGCAAGCUCUGUGCGUUCUUUAUCUAGAACUGGACGACUGUCCCGUCGCAGGAAAAAAGGCCACACGAGCGAUGACGAUGACUUUUCUGGCUCCAGCUCCCCGCUCAGCCAUCCUAAAUCUUCAUCGUCUGAGAUGAGGGUGGACAACAGGCCAUCCAGCGGGAACAAAAAGGCUCCUCUUGCUUCCUCGGAUGAGGAGAGUGAGGAGGAAGAACAAAUGCAAAGAAAAUCAAGCAAGAGAGCAGACCCAAGAAACCGCAGAGGUUCAUCUCCGAUGGUUUGUCAGUCGCCCUCUGUAAGCAACCUUGAAAAAGACGCGGAAGAUUCCAUAAAGCAAAAGAAAAAAGAACAUUCCGAAACUAGUCUAAAAGAGAAAAUCGUUACCGAAAGACGUCCUUCUAAAGAAUCUUACUCAGAGAUCUCCUGCGAGUGGGAAUGCUCCCACUGCACGUUCCUGAACCCGGCUGGGAAGCGCAUUUGCCAGGUGUGUUGCAAGACAUGUCCGGAGGGAAGCAGGAAGGUCAGCCUGCGCUCGCCGAGCCCCGAAAAGAAGCAGGAAGUCGAAGAGGAAGCGAAGGAGGAAGCAACAGCGCGGAAGAAUCAGCAGGAUAUGGCUAGUCUCAACUCGGCCCUAGACGAAGCUGAAAAGGAAAUAACCAGAGGGUUAGAAGAACUGAUGAAAAUCAAAGACGAUUUUGCCCGUCCACCAUCAGUCUCCAAAUCUCCCCAACUACCGACCGCCACAGAUGGAGGCAGUUCUAAACCAGUGUAUAAGUCCUCAGGAAGAAUGCGAACAAGUAUUUUGGACAAACUCAAUCUCUCAACAGCGAGUAAGAAAGCCAUUCCUUUUACAGAAACAACGCCUAUUGCUACAGACUCAACGUCUAUUGCUACAGAGACCGAAUUUCCUUCGCAUCUUGAUUUAAAUCAGAAUAAAUCUCGUGAAGUACGCGGGGGAUCCAAUUCUUCGUCGGCAUCAGAAUCUUUUAAUUCUCCAACUGCUCAAAGUCCUGUAGACCUCCACAAGAAAGAUUCCUCAUGCCAAACCAAGAAAGAUAAUGGGGAGGAUUACCUGCAACGAAAACAUGCCGAAGAAGAUAUGUACCUGGACAAACCACCACCAAGUAGAUACGGCUUCGGGUAUGCAGACAGAAUGCCUUCUCCUGGUCCAUAUGACCGAUACCUGCCAGUGAGGCCAAUGCAACGUUCUCAUUCGAGGGCAUCACUCUUCGCUGGACGCAUUAAUGAUUCGGUACCCAUGGAUUAUGGCUUUGGUUACUCCCCCAUGUAUAGAAGCGUCAGCAGAGGCUCUUUAUCGGGAGAAUUCUCGUUUGCAUGA
This is a messenger RNA of Uloborus diversus, 2391 nucleotides long. RefSeq names its product E3 ubiquitin-protein ligase lubel-like. Gene Ontology annotation, molecular function: K48-linked polyubiquitin modification-dependent protein binding; linear polyubiquitin binding; ubiquitin protein ligase activity. Lineage: Eukaryota; Metazoa; Arthropoda; Arachnida; Araneae; Uloboridae. Bases 1 to 2391 code for a protein of 796 amino acids. Gene Ontology annotation, cellular component: LUBAC complex. The transcript has 11 exons. The record is from RefSeq and is a predicted model, not a curated record. Gene Ontology annotation, biological process: protein linear polyubiquitination.